Messenger RNA from Perognathus longimembris pacificus (Pacific pocket mouse), 5382 nucleotides. It is a transcript of the gene Fhod3, whose product is annotated as formin homology 2 domain containing 3. The record is from RefSeq and is a predicted model, not a curated record. Lineage: Eukaryota; Metazoa; Chordata; Mammalia; Rodentia; Heteromyidae. Gene Ontology annotation, molecular function: actin filament binding. The transcript is spliced from 29 exons. Gene Ontology annotation, biological process: cardiac myofibril assembly; actin filament network formation; sarcomere organization. The coding region runs from base 108 to 4919 and encodes 1603 amino acids. Gene Ontology annotation, cellular component: cytoplasm; cytoskeleton.
CCUGCAAGUCCGCGAGCCAGAGAGCAGCGGCUGCGGCCUCCCCUGCGUCCGGCCACCAGGCGGGCCCGCUGACCCCGGGGCCUGCGCCCCCCGCGCAGGUAUGCAUCAUGGCCACGCUGGCUUGUCGGGUGCAGUUCUUGGACGACACCGAUCCUUUCAACAGCACCAACUUCCCGGAGCCCAGCCGGCCGCCGCUGUUCACGUUCCGCGAGGACCUCGCACUCGGUACCCAGCUGGCUGGGGUCCAUCGGCUGCUGCGGGCGCCGCACAAGUUGGAUGACUGUACACUGCAGCUGUCCCAUAAUGGCACCUACCUGGACCUGGAAGCCACGCUGGCGGAGCAGCGGGAUGAGCUGGAAGGCUUCCAAGAUGAUGCUGGGCGGGGCAGGAAACACAGCAUCAUCCUGCGGACACAGCUGUCGGUGAGGGUCCACGCCUGCAUUGAAAAACUAUACAACUCCAGUGGACGAGAUUUAAGAAGGGCCCUUUUCUCCUUGAAGCAGAUAUUUCAGGAUGACAAGGACUUGGUGCAUGAAUUCGUAGUGGCUGAAGGCUUGACGUGUUUGAUCAAGGUGGGAGCUGAGGCUGAUCAGAAUUAUCAGAACUACAUCCUGAGAGCUUUGGGCCAGAUAAUGUUGUAUGUGGAUGGAAUGAAUGGAGUCAUCAACCACAGUGAAACCAUUCAAUGGCUCUACACACUUAUUGGGUCAAAGUUCCGCCUGGUGGUGAAGACUGCCCUGAAGCUCCUGCUCGUCUUUGUGGAGUACUCGGAGUCCAAUGCACCCCUCCUCAUUCAAGCUGUGUCUGCUGUUGACACCAAGAGAGGCAUCAAACCUUGGUCCAAUAUCAUGGAAAUCCUGGAGGAAAAGGAUGGAGUGGAUACAGAGCUGCUGGUUUAUGCAAUGACUUUAGUGAACAAGACAUUGUCAGGAUUACCUGAUCAAGAUGCCUUCUACGAUGUGGUGGACUGUCUGGAGGAGCUGGGUAUUGCUGCCGUGUCCCAGAGACACUUGAACAAGAAAGGGACUGACCUGGAGUUGGUGGAGCAAUUCAGUAUUUAUGAGGCAGCACUAAGGCACGAGGAUGGUGAUGAGACUGCAGAACCACCCCCUGGUGGGCUCCGGGACCGGAGGAGGGCCAGUGUGUGUUCCAGUGGCAAUGGGGGUGAACAUCAAAACCUUGACCGCAGAAGGAGUCGCAGGCACUCAAUACAGAAUGUCAAGAGCUCACUGUCAGCUCCCACCAGUCCUUCUUCCCAGUUGGACCCUACCUUUAAGCCCAGUCAAGUGCAAGAUCUCUGUGAAAAGGAUGAGGAGGAAGAGGAAGAGGAAGAGCCAAUCACGGAACCCAAUUCAGAGGAAGAGAGAGAGGAUGAGGCCCAAUGUCAGGGCAAGGACAGCAAGGCCAGCCCUGCCUCCAAGCAGAGCCUUCAUGCGAAGUGUGCUGUUCCAGAGAUCUCUGAGCUCCCAGACAUCUCAAGUGCUGCCUCACAGGGAAGGUGUCUUUCAGGCAGGCCUGAGGCCACCCGAUCUGCCCUUCUGCCACCUUCCAGCCCUGCGGUAGCCAAUCGCUCCUCUUCCAUCAUGAUGAAGGUGUCCCCCACUAUAGACAAGCUGCCCUAUGUACCCCACAGCCCAUUUCACCUCUUCUCCUAUGACUUUGAAGACUCUCCUUUAUCCACCAAGGACAAGGAAGCAGAGCCCCAGAAGGAAAACAGUUUGCCUGACUCUGUCUCUCCGAGCACACACGCUGCCUCCGAGCCGCACAGCGUGCGGUCUUUCUCUUCCCAUAGAUACAGCAGUUUCAGCAACAACUCUUUUCACUCCUCAAGAGCCUCAUCUGGAUCCACUGUGCCCCCCACAACCACAUCAUCUCUGUCACCCCCACAGGAGGCCAGGACAGAUAAGUCAUCACCAAGUGGUCUUCUCACAUCAUCCUUUAGGCAGCACCAAGAGUCACUGGCAGCAGAGAGAGAGAGGCGGCGACAGGAGAGAGAAGAGAGGCUGCAGAGAAUAGAACGGGAAGAAAGAAACAAAUUCAACCGAGAAUAUUUAGACAAGAGAGAGGAGCAAAGACAAGCAAGAGAAGAAAGAUACAAAUACUUGGAGCAGUUGGCAGCUGAGGCACAUGAGAAGGAGCUAAGGAGCCGGAGUACGAGCCGUGGCAGAGCUGACCUCUCUCUGGACCUCACCUUGCCAGCAGCCCCGGCUUUGUCUGCUGCUCUGAGCCAAAGCUCUUCAUCUCUUCACUUGGAAAGGGCUCCCACGGUGUCACCCUCCUCCCCACUAUCCCCUCAGCAUCCCCAAGUGAGUCCUGGGGAUCCUGAACCUGAACCGGAGGCAGAGGCGGGGCAGGUUGCAGAUGAAGCCAGCCAGGACAUAGCCUUGGCCCCAGGGGGAGCAGAGAGCGAAGGGGAGCGGGCACUGGAGCCAGAGCCAGAAGAAAGAUCCUCCCUCAGUGAGAAAGAGAGACAGAACGAGGAGGUGAACGAGAGGGACAACUGUUCCGCCUCCAGCAUCUCAUCCUCCAGCAGCACGUUGGAGAGGGAGGAGAAGGAGGACAAGCCCUCCAGGGACAGGGCAACUGGAUUGUGGCCCACAGGCAUUCAGGAUGCAGGUGUAAAUGGACAGUGUGGCGACAUCCUCACCAACAAACGGUUCAUGCUGGAUAUGCUGUAUGCCCAUAACAGAAAGUCCACCGAUGAUGAGGAGAAGGAUGAGGGCGAGACUGGGAGGACAGAGCAGGAGGUGGAGGCCAUGGCCAGCCUUGCCAGCAGAAUAUCCACACUGCAGGCCAACUCUCAAGCCCCAGAAGAGAGCAUUAGGAGGGUGGACGUGGGCUGUUUGGACAAUCGGGGCAGUGUGAAAGCAUUUGCUGAGAAGUUCAACAGCGGGGACCUGGGAAGAGGUUCUCCCUCUCCUGAUGUAGAGGCCAGUGACAAGAGUCCAGAAACGGCCCCCGCACAACUGAAGACAGAAUCUGACUACAUCUGGGACCAGCUCAUGGCCAAUCCAAGGGAGCUCAGAAUUCAAGACAUGGAUUUCACUGACCUAGGGGAGGAAGAUGAUGUAGAUGUCCUAGACAUGGACCUGGGUCCCAGGGAGGCCCCCGGGCCACCUCCCCCUCCCCCACCCAUUUUUCUGGGCUUGCCACCUCCACCUCCUCCACCCCUGUUAGACAGUGUGCCUCCCCCUCCAGUCCCCAGUAAUUUAUUGGCUCCUCCUCCUCCAGUGUUCAAUGCUCCUCAGGGCUUAGGGUGGUCCCAGGUACCCAGGGGUCAGCCUGCAUUUACUAAGAAAAAGAAGACUAUCCGUCUGUUCUGGAAUGAAGUCCGGCCCUUUGAGUGGCCUUGUAAGACCAACCGCCAUUGCAGAGAAUUCCUGUGGUCGAAACUGGAACCAAUUAAGGUAGACACUUCCAGACUGGAGCAUCUGUUUGAAUCUAAAUCCAAGGAACUGUCUGUCACAAAGAAAACUGCUGCAGAUGGAAAAAGGCAAGAGAUCAUUGUUCUAGAUUCCAAGAGGAGUAAUGCCAUCAAUAUUGGCCUGACGGUCCUGCCCCCUCCAAGAACGAUUAAGAUAGCUAUUUUGAAUUUUGAUGAAUAUGCCUUAAACAAAGAAGGAAUUGAGAAAAUUCUAACCAUGAUUCCUACUGAGGAGGAGAAACAGAAAAUCCAGGAAGCUCAGUUGGCUAACCCUGAGGUUCCCUUGGGCAGUGCAGAGCAAUUCCUGCUCAUGCUCUCCUCCAUCAGUGAGCUUUCAGCUCGACUCCACCUCUGGGCAUUCAAAAUGGAUUAUGAAACCACAGAAAAGGAAGUAGCAGAACCACUUUUGGACCUGAAAGAAGGAAUAGACCAGUUGGAGCACAAUAAAACUCUGGGUUAUAUCCUGUCUACUCUCCUAGCCAUUGGGAACUUUCUAAAUGGAACUAAUGCCAAAGCGUUUGAGUUAAGCUACCUCGAGAAGGUUCCAGAAGUCAAAGACACAGUGCACAAGCAGUCACUUCUCCACCAUGUGUGCACCAUGGUGGUGGAAAACUUCCCAGACAGCUCUGAUCUGUACACAGAGAUUGGAGCCAUCACCAGGUCAGCCAAGGUUGACUUUGAUCAACUUCAGGAUAAUUUAUGUCAGAUGGAGAAAAGAUGCAAAGCUUCAUGGGAUCACCUCAAGGCAAUUGCAAAACAUGAAAUGAAACCAGUUUUAAAACAACGGAUGUCAGAGUUCCUCAAAGACUGUGCAGAGCGGAUUAUCAUUUUAAAGAUUGUCCAUAGGAGGAUAAUUAACAGAUUUCACUCCUUCUUGCUCUUCAUGGGCCAUCCUCCUUAUGCAAUUCGAGAAGUGAACAUAAACAAGUUCUGCCGGACCAUUAGUGAAUUUGCACUAGAGUAUCGCACCACCAGGGAAAGAGUUUUGCAGCAGAAACAGAAGCGGGCCAACCACAGAGAGAGAAAUAAGACCAGAGGGAAGAUGAUCACCGAUACCGAUGACGAGGAUGAAGUUGAGUCUGGCAAAUUCUCUGGCAGUUCUCCUGUGCCACCAAGUCAGCCACAGGGUCUGAGCUAUGCAGAAGAUGCAGCUGAACAUGAGAACAUGAAGGCUGUGCUGAAAACCUCGUCCCCUGCCGUGGAGGAUGCCACCCCUGUGCUCAUCCGCACUCGCAGCCGAGUGAGCCGAGGAUCUACUAGUUCCUGGACUAUGGGAACUGAUGACUCACCUAAUGUCACCGAUGAUGCAGCUGAUGAGAUCAUGGACCGAAUUGUGAAGUCGGCCACCCAAGUGCCCAGUCAGCGAGUGGUGCCAAGGGAGAGGAAGCGAUCUCGGGCCAACCGCAAAUCUUUGAGAAGAACCCUCAAGAAUGGUCUGACUCCAGAAGAAGCCAGAGCCCUGGGCCUGAUCAGCACCUCUGAGAUGCAACUGUGACUCUUCAGUGUACUAGACAGAAGACCAUCCACUUAGGGGAGGGGAGUCUCAGUGGAGUACUCAUUUCUACGUGUCACCAUGUGGCUUGUGUUGCCUGCUCUACAUUGACAUGGAUCUCCAGGAAUCUCUCCUUCCGAUCCAUUUUUCAUCAUGUCAGCUGUGUUUCUCUUGUUUCCUCGAUACUUGGUUUAUUAAUUCUGAAGUGGGACACCUUUUCUGGGAAGGAACAGCCCUUUUCAGGAACAAGUCACUUCUGUCACAGUUGUUAUAAGAAUAUAAGGCAAUUUGUUUAGAUUCACAGACUGGAUCUCCACAACACCAAAACAUCCAGAUGUACACUCCAACCUUGUACACAAAAGAAAGCACAGAUUGUUUACAAGUUCUGGAUUUCAGAUGUACUAAAUGUUUAUACAAAUUCAUAAAUGUACACCAUUUCAAAUACUAAAUAAAGAGUUUAAUGUCA